This is a messenger RNA of Vicia faba (fava bean), 555 nucleotides long. Lineage: Eukaryota; Viridiplantae; Streptophyta; Magnoliopsida; Fabales; Fabaceae. The record is from the annotation of a GenBank genome assembly.
AUGGGCAGAUUCUUCUUGUCCGUAGCAAAGGCUGCUGCUGCAACUGCUUUGGAUCCAAGAUUGGGUGCAGAAUCAGGUUUGAAACUGCACAUGGCAGAUGAAUCUAAAUCUGGUGCUCCGACAGGAAAGACCAACAAUGCUGAACCUGAGCAGUCUAGUGGAAUUAGGAAUCGCAACAAAGGGAAAACUCAAUCCACUACUCUGGGGACAGCCACUGCAAAUCAUCCCAAUCAACAAUUAGUUGCUUCUAAGGGAACUGAUCAAACACAGACUCGCACACAGAAAAAGAUUGUAGUUGUUGAGCAUCACCGACCUCAAAGCUCAACAAAGUAUGAUGGGGGAUGGAUUGCUCAAAUUGCAGCAUUGCUUGUGGGUGAGGAUGCAAGGCAGUAUUAUGCACUCAUAUGUGGUAACUGCUAUAUGCAUAAUGGUCUUGCUAGAAGAGAGGAUUUCCCAUUUAUCACUUACUGGCCCAGAGAUAUGGAAACAACUUCUAACCAAAUCCAAAACCCGGUUUAUUCAUAUAACAGAAAACCUCCUAACUGUCAUAACUAA